Alternaria atra is the source of this 513-nucleotide messenger RNA. RefSeq lists its product as uncharacterized. The transcript has a single exon. The record is from RefSeq and is a predicted model, not a curated record. NCBI's taxonomy places the organism in Eukaryota, Fungi, Ascomycota, Dothideomycetes, Pleosporales, Pleosporaceae. The coding region runs from base 1 to 513 and encodes 170 amino acids.
AUGAGGUUGGAUGAUGCAUGGGUCGUCCUCAUCAUCGAUCGCAGCUCUGCCAUAAGUAUCGUCAGCUGUUUCAGCGAGGAAGUCGAUCAGGUCAUCCUCGCUGGCUUCAGCCUCGUUGGCUUCAUCCAGUCGCUCUUCAUUCGAACGCGUCGCGCCAGUAAUUUUGACAAUGCGAACGUACUUCUUUCGAUAACCAAGGAAGCGUCCCAGCGCCUCGGUGUCAUUGCGCAGCUGUUCCGCGCUACUCGCUCUGAUUACCAACAGAGAGAACCGCUCCCGCGUCGCGGCGGCACAGCAUUCUUUACUGGUGAGCGCGAAUGCGUGAAGGCUUUGUCGUUUUGCGUCACACUGCACGAGGUACUCGCAGAUAGUCUCAAGAACGAGCAUAGGAAGGCUUUCCAUAUCCACCGGAAGACGCGCCUGAUGGCUGCAAAUCGCGUGCGCAAGAUCGGAUUAACGGCGUAUGAUGAAAGUAUGUUACUGCGAGCUAGGGUCUUCACGAAGACGACCUGA